Messenger RNA from Physella acuta, 2412 nucleotides. Its product is annotated as atrial natriuretic peptide-converting enzyme. The record is from RefSeq and is a predicted model, not a curated record. Gene Ontology annotation, molecular function: Wnt receptor activity; Wnt-protein binding. Gene Ontology annotation, cellular component: plasma membrane. Gene Ontology annotation, biological process: non-canonical Wnt signaling pathway; canonical Wnt signaling pathway. NCBI's taxonomy places the organism in Eukaryota, Metazoa, Mollusca, Gastropoda, Physidae.
AGCUGCUGGCUACAGGUCUGUCUGGUCUAUAUCGGUCUCUAUAGUGAACACCUUUCCAUCUAGUGUCUGUGGUUACUCAUUCAAUUUCCGGGGAGGUUUACCUUUUGAAUGUGAAUAUUCUGGUUGGUUCCACUGUAAACAGUUCAAACAGCUACUGGGGUAUUUCUGUCUUCUCAGCAUCAGCAGGUUACAAGUCUGAGGUUCCAGAGUUCUGAAGAUGAGGUUUGACCUGGUGCUUCUUGUGUCUCUCGCGCUCGUGCUGCAUCUCGCUCUAGGGCAAAACGUCACGGCAGACAAGAAGGUCAAAGGUCGGAAAAAAUUACGAGAUAAUGCUUCAGCAGUACGUGUUCCGGGUAAACAAAAGAUAGCGCCAGCCGGUAAAAAACCCGGAUCAGAAAAGAAAGCAAUCAAACCUUUAAAGAUGGAGGACACUUCUAUGUGUGAGGAGAUCUUUCUGCCCAUGUGUAAAGGAUUGGUACCCUACACCCAUACACGACUUCCUAAUACAUUCAAUCAUACAACACAGAUGGAGGUCUUCAGACACAUAUCCCACAUGUCCGUGUACCUAGACUUCUCCUGCUCCAAAAACCUCAGGCUGAUGGUCUGCUCUCUGUAUCUACCCAAAUGUAAAGGGCGGCAACCCGGCAUCGGGCCGUGUAAAAGCACUUGCAUGCAGGCCAAGAAAGGCUGCGAGAAGCCACUCAACGAAUUCCUAGGUCUCAAAUGGGAGGACAAGUUCGACUGUUCGGGUUUGAGCAACAAGAAAUGUCUGAAGGCCGUGAAGGACGAGAACUGCUCGGACAAGUACCCGACGUGUGUGAAGAACUCGGUCAUCAAAACAUGCGCCAACCUGACAUUCACCAUGGGGACACUUCCAAACAUGUUCGGUCAAUGUUUGGUCAAUGAAAUCAACGCGGAGAUUGACCAGUACGACAAGCUAGUGGCCAGCAACUGCCACCCGUCUCUGCGGUUCUUCUUGUGUGGGGUCUACGCCCCUUUCUGCGGCAGAACGGAUGUACCGCCCACCUUUCCGUGUAGGGAGCUUUGCCACGAGGUCCGAACAGCCUGUGAGAAGACCUAUCGCCAACUGUACCACGGUCUCCCCUGGCCCAGUAAGUUCCAGUGCCACAGGUACACGGCAAGUGACUCGACCUCCAACAGGUGCGCCAUGCCCAACGAGGGGGAAAACUUCCUGGCAUGAUGGAAGCUGCUGUAGUCAUACGUGGUCAUACAUCUGUCUAGUUUUCUAAUCAUGUUAACACAAGUUCUGUUACUACAUCUGUCUAGUUUUCUAAUCAUGUUAACACAAGCCUAUGUCAUCGGUAUGGUCUAUUACUACAUCUGUCUAGUUUUCUAAUCAUGUUAACACAAGCCUAUGUCAUCGGUAUGGUCUAUUACUACAUCUGUCUAGUUUUCUAAUCAUGUUAACACAAGCCUAUGUUACUACAUCUGUCUAGCUUUCUAAUAAUGUUAACACAAUCCUAUGUCAUCUAUGUGGUCUGUUACUACAUCUGUCUAGUUUUCUUAUCAUGUUAACACAAGCCUAUGUUACUACAUCUGUCUAGUUUUAUAAUCAUGUUAACACAAGUCUAUUUCAUCUGUAUGGUUUGUUACUACAUCUGUAUAGUUUUCUAAUCACGUUAACACAAUCCUCUGUCAUCUAUUGGUCUGUUACUUCAUCUGUCUAGUUUUCUAGUCACAUUAACACUAGCAUUUGUCAUCUAUAUGGUCUGUUACUACAUCUGUCUAAUUUUCUUAUCACGUUAACACAAUCCUCUGCCAUUUUUAUGGUCUUUGUUACUACAUCUGUCUAGUUUUCUAAUAAUGUUAACACUAGCCUAUGUCAUCUAUUAGUCUGUUACUUCAUCUGUCUAGUUUUGUAAUUAUGUUAACAUAAUCCUCUACCAUUUUUAUGGUCUUUGUUACUUCAUCUGUCUAGUUUUCUAAUCACGUUAACACAAUCCUCUGCCAUUUUUAUGGUCUUUGUUACUACGUCUGUCUAAUUUUCUAAUCACGUUAACACAAUCCUCUGUCAUAUGUAUGGUCUGUUACUACAUCUGUCUAGUUUUCUAAUCACCUAAACACACGCAUCUGUUAGUACGUCUAUCUAGUUUUCUAAUCACGUUCAUACAAGCCUCUGUCAUCUAUACGGUCUGUUACGAGUCAUGGAAUGUAUUCAGUAAGAGAGAGCUUCUCUAACAUUCAUCUUUUCCCUUCAGUGCUCAAGACACACGGAGCAGCUAACUAACCAUAGAGUUACUUAUUCUCAAGUACCACUUAAAUAGAUCUAACACUGAAAAACAGGGCUCAUAAGUACUCACUCUUAUACUCACAUCUCCUGUUAAUUAUCAUGACUAACAAUAAACAACUAAAAUCUACUGUCAAAAACUGAAUAAAGUUGUCUAAGUAUAA